Molecule: messenger RNA, 2661 nt
Organism: Nomascus leucogenys (northern white-cheeked gibbon)
Lineage: Eukaryota; Metazoa; Chordata; Mammalia; Primates; Hylobatidae
Source: RefSeq, a predicted model, not a curated record
UUGGCACUGGGCUGCUGGCUGCCCGGGGAGCGAUUGCCGGGUCCGGCUGGGACGCGCCUGUGAGUGCGUAUGCCUUUGUGUGUGCGUGUGGCUGCUGUCCGGGGGGGUCUGUUGCUCUGUGUACACACGCCAGGUGGGUGCCAGGUAUCCUCCGGGUCCCCAUGGGGUCAGCAGCUGCCGAGACAGCCCCUUGGACAAGCCCCUGACCCAGGAGCCCCCGGUCCCUGCUGGGAGGCGGGAUGGGUUGUGGCAUCAGUCGGCACAGCUGUGUGGCUCCCAGGGCUGGGUGAUCGAUGGCCCGGCACAGCCGCCUCUGUCGCCGGAGCGCCCACACCCAUUUGUCAUCCACAUGGGUGGGGGGCGGUGGGCAGGGAGAAGGGGCCGCCUCUGCACCCACCACCCAGUCUAGGCCGGGUCUGCAGCCCCUCAGGGAGCCCCAGGCCCUUUCCUGGCCCAGCCCCUGCCUCCCGGCCGCCACCCUGUCUCAGCCACAAACCAGCCGGUCAGCCUCUGCCUGCCCCCGCAGCCCGUGACCCCCCUGCAGGGCCCCAAGCCUUUGGACAAGCGGACCUCUCCAGCCCUGUUGGUCGUCCCCCCAACGGUACCAACACAGUGUUUUGGGGGCAGCAGACAGCAGUGCCCCAGCCCUACCGUGCUCAACCCACUGGCCAUGCAUGACCACGGGUGCAACCCCCAGCCAGGUGGCCAUGGUGCCCGGUGCUGCCCCAUAGCAGGCUGCCAUGUCGCGGGAGGCGGGCUCAUGCCGCGUGGGCACAGGGGCGAGGGCGCGUUCUCGGAAGCCCAAGAAGCCACACUACAUCCCGAGGCCCUGGGGCAAACCCUACAACUACAAAUGCUUCCAGUGCCCCUUCACCUGCCUGGAGAAGUCGCACCUCUACAACCACAUGAAGUACAGCCUCUGCAAGGACUCCCUGUCCCUGCUGCUAGACUCCCCAGACUGGGCGUGCCGCCGUGGCUCCGCCACACCCAGGCCCCGCGCACCCACCCCAGACCGCCCCGGGGAGUCAGACCCCAGCAGGCAACCGCAGGGAGCACGGCCCGCAGGUGCUGCCCCCGCGCCUGACCUCGUGGAUGCCGAUGUCCGCUCCCUGCACCGUGGUGGAGGCCCCAAGCCCAGGGCCGAGGGGUCCCCAGGGCCACCACCUCCUGUGGCUAGGGCCACCCGGAAGGCUCCCGGCCCCAGUGGGCUCCUGCCUGAGUCGUGGAAGCCGGAGAUGGGAGGGGGCCCAAGGGGCGUGGGUGCGGGGGACAUGGCCUCAGCAGGCCCUGAGGGCAGUGUCCCCUGCUAUCCCCCGCCUGCCCCAGGGGAGUUCCCUGAGGCCCACAGCCUCCACCUGUCUCUGCUGGGCGUCAACUACCCUCUCAGCCCGGGCCUCUUCUCCUACUUGGGGCCCUCGCUGGCCGCUGCAGCCCACGUGCCCUUCCUGGCCUCGGCCAGCCCCUUGCUGCCCCCGGCCGCGGCCUUCCCAGCCGUGCAACCCCCUCAGCGCCCCACCCUGGCCCCCCGCCUGUACUACCCACUGCUUCUGGAGCACACUCUGGGGCUGCCAGCAGGCAAAGCUGCCCUUGCCAAGGCCCCUGUCUCCCCCAGGAGCCCCUCUGGGACUCUGGCUCCUGGCCUGCUGAAGGUGCCGGUUCCAGGGCUGGGGCCCUGGCCCCGAGUCACCCCUAGGGACCCAGGGCAGGAGGGGGAGCUGGAGCGGGCAGCCCAGAGUGACCCCAGGAGGAGGCUGUCCCUGGGAAGCAGGCUGGAGCUCCCAAAGGCAUCCCCCAGCCUGACAAGGUUCUGUUCCCGGAGCAGCCUGCCCACCGGCUCCUCUGCGAUGCUGUGGCCUGAGGACAGGGAGCCUGGCGGCCCUGAGACCCCCGGCCCUGAGGGCCCCCUCCCCCUGCAGCCACGGGGCCCAGUGCCAGGAAGCCCGGAGCACGUGGGUGAGGACCUGACCCGGGCCCUCGGUGACUACGCCAGGGUGGAGCAGCGCCUGGGACAGCUGGGACCCGCGGGGGGCCUGGCCCCAAGACCCCUGCGGGAGCAGCUGGGCAAGAUCCGCCUGGAGCUGCUCACCAUUCACCAGGCACUGGAGCGGGCCGUGAGGCCGCCAGACGCACCCCUCGACCUCUCUGUGAAACGCGUGCCCGCCAAGGGGCCCCAGGCUCUUGGAGAGGCGUGGGGGCAGCCCGAGCUGGGUCCCAUGUUGACCGGGGGUACCCCCGAGCCACCCAGCAUGCUGGGCCCUGCAGCGCCCCAACCCUUCUCCGGCCACACCACCAAGUGUGAGGCCGACUCCAGCGUCCCACCCCCAGGGCUCCCCCUCCCAGCCCCAGAUGACCCUGUCAUUCCUGGCAGUGGCCGGGGCACCUGUGUUGCGACGGGGAGUUCCCAGACCCCUGAGGCUGUCUGUGGCCUGCAGAGCCCCCAGGGCGCCGAGGUCUGACCUGCACCUCCUGAGGUCCGACCGUCUCUGCCUGCAGCGUGCCGGCCCUUCUCCUGCAGCCCCUGCCCCUCACCUGCCCCGCCUCCGCGUGCAUGUGGAUAGACCCCCACGGGCCGUGGCCAACGCUUGUCCCUGGGGCCACAGGAGGUCACAGUUAUUUAUUGAUCACAAUUGUGGACAUUAAAACAGAAACUGUGUUCACACA